Hippopotamus amphibius kiboko is the source of this 2696-nucleotide messenger RNA. It is a transcript of the gene EML2, whose product is annotated as EMAP like 2. The record is from RefSeq and is a predicted model, not a curated record. The coding region runs from base 174 to 2057 and encodes 627 amino acids. Gene Ontology annotation, biological process: microtubule cytoskeleton organization. Gene Ontology annotation, cellular component: mitotic spindle. The transcript has 19 exons. NCBI's taxonomy places the organism in Eukaryota, Metazoa, Chordata, Mammalia, Artiodactyla, Hippopotamidae. Gene Ontology annotation, molecular function: microtubule binding.
CACCCCCGGCCCCGAAGCUCCGCCAGCCGCCGCCAUGAGUAGCUUUGGAGCUGGCAAAACCAAAGAAGUUAUCUUCAGCCUGGGGAAGUCGGAAGGGAAGAGGAGAUAGGGUUGGGGGCUGGUGUCAUCACCUGACCUCUGGGGGUGUCCUGGCAGAGGAGGGCUCUGUGAAGAUGUUCUUGAGGGGCCGGCCGGUGCCCAUGCUGAUCCCGGACGAGCUGGCCCCCACCUACAGCCUGGACACACGCUCUGAGCUGCCUUCCCGCCGUCUCAAGCUCGACUGGGUCUAUGGCUACCGCGGCCGAGACUGCAGGGCCAACCUUUACCUGCUGCCCACAGGGGAGAUAGUGUACUUCGUGGCCUCUGUGGCCGUGCUAUACAGCGUGGAGGAGCAGAGGCAGCGGCACUACCUGGGACACAGUGAUGACAUCAAGUGCUUGGCUAUCCACCCUGAUAUGGUUACCAUCGCCACUGGACAGGUGGCGGGCACCACUAAGGAGGGGAAGCCGCUGCCGCCCCAUGUGCGCAUCUGGGACUCCGUUUCCCUCUCCACCUUACACGUGCUGGGCCUGGGGGUAUUUGACAGAGCUGUGUGCUGUGUGGGCUUUUCCAAAUCUAAUGGGGGCAACCUUCUCUGUGCGGUAGAUGACUCCAAUGAUCACAUGCUCUCUGUGUGGGACUGGGCCAAGGAGACCAAGGUUGUAGAUGGCAAGUGCUCCAACGAGGCUGUGCUGGUGGCCACCUUCCACCCCACAGACUCCACCGUGCUCAUUACCUGCGGGAAAUCCCACAUCUACUUCUGGAGCCUGGAGGGGGGCAGCCUGAGCAAGCGGCAGGGCCUCUUUGAGAAACAUGAGAAACCGAAGUACGUGCUGUGUGUGACCUUUUUGGAGGGUGGCGAUGUGGUCACCGGGGACUCUGGGGGGAACCUCUAUGUCUGGGGCAAAGGUGGGAACCGUAUCACACAGGCAGUGCUGGGUGCCCACGAUGGCGGCGUGUUUGCGCUCUGCGCCCUGCGGGACGGGACGCUGGUGUCUGGAGGGGGCCGCGAUCGGCGGGUGGUCCUCUGGGAUUCCGGCUACAGCAAGCUGCAGGAGGUGGAGGUCCCCGAGGACUUCGGCCCCGUGCGCACUGUGGCGGAGGGCCGGGGAGAUAUGCUGUACGUGGGGACCACCCGCAACUCCAUCAUGCAGGGCUCUGUCCACACCGGCUUCUCGCUGCUCAUCCAGGGCCACAUGGAAGAGCUCUGGGGCCUGGCUGCACACCCCAGCCAGGCACAGUUUGUGACAUGUGGGCAGGAUAAGCUGGUGCAUCUGUGGAGUGUGGAGUCCCACCAGCCCCUGUGGAGUAGGAUCAUUGAGGACCCUGCCCGCUCUGCCGGCUUCCACCCCAGUGGCUCUGUCCUGGCCGUGGGCACGGUGACUGGCAGAUGGCUGCUGCUGGACACGGAGACCCAUGACCUGGUGGCCAUUCAUACGGAUGGAAAUGAACAGAUCUCAGUGGUCAGCUUCUCUCCAGACGGGGCGUACCUGGCCGUGGGCUCCCACGACAACUUGGUGUACGUGUACACGGUGGACCAGGGCGGCCGCAAGGUCAGCCGCCUGGGCAAGUGCUCGGGCCAUUCCAGUUUUAUCACCCACCUGGAUUGGGCCCAGGACAGCAGCUGCUUUGUCACCAACUCUGGGGACUAUGAAAUUCUGUACUGGGACCCCGCUACCUGUAAGCAGAUCACUACUGCAGAUGCUGUGAGGAACAUGGAAUGGGCCACAGCUACUUGUGUCCUGGGUUUUGGCGUGUUUGGGAUCUGGUCCGAGGGAGCAGAUGGUACCGACAUCAACGCUGUGGCCCGCUCUCAUGAUGGGAAGUUGCUGGCUUCAGCCGAUGACUUUGGCAAGGUCCACCUGUUUAGCUACCCCUGCUGUCAGCCUCGCGCCCUCAGCCAUAAAUACGGCGGACACAGCAGCCAUGUGACAAAUGUGGCCUUCCUGUGGGAUGACAGCGUAGCCCUGACCACAGGGGGCAAGGACACCAGCGUGCUGCAGUGGCGGGUGGUCUGAACUGGGGUUGGGGGGUUCCCAGGAACAUGGGGCCCAGGUAGAGUCAGGUGGCAGGGCUGGAAUUCUAUUUUCGGGAGAUGUCUAUUGCCGAGUAGAGUAAUAUAUACCCAGAGUAUGUCUAUAGCAAAGGGGGUUAUGGGGGUGGGAGGGUGGACUGGCAGACAGAAGUCUGUGUUUAUCGGGGUGGAAAGAGGAGUCACAUUGCUUUGGGGGAGCCAUUAGGGUGUUUUGUUUGGGUUGUUUUUUAAGUUUAUUAUUUUUUAUCAUCCAGAAAUAAAAACACGUGCACUGAGGUGGAGUGUCAGGGUCUGUGUAUGUGGUGUAUCCGUAGAUUGUGUCUUUCUUUAAGUGUAUGUAUAUGGGGGGGAAGGGUGUGUAUUACAGUGUUUGUGAGGAGAGACCAUUAUUGGGUCUUUUUUGGUCUUUAAGAUUGACAGUAACCAAGCUUGCUCUAACUAAGGCCAAAGCAGUACUCAAUUGGCCAACAUUGCCAAACAAAGAAGGGCAGUUGUCCCCCCUGGCUUUCGGGGCCAUUGAACCAAGGAUUUGAGGGCAACCAAAGUACUCCAUACCUUCUCUGACCUUCUGCAAGUCACCAUUUUUCUCUGGGACCAGCAUUCUCCACACCACAGAAGGAUG